Messenger RNA from Manis javanica (Malayan pangolin), 2599 nucleotides. NCBI's taxonomy places the organism in Eukaryota, Metazoa, Chordata, Mammalia, Pholidota, Manidae. The record is from RefSeq and is a predicted model, not a curated record.
GUAGACUUUGUAAGCCAUGGAACCGGCCACCCACCCUAGAGGAAAGCAGUCAUUGCACAACCUCAGGUCAGGGACCCAAAGAGCCCCAGACAGCCCCGAGGAGCCCCCGGCCAGGCUGCGAGGGGAGAUGGUGCUUUGGAGUAGGAGUCCAGGCUCGGGAGCUCACACUCAACCUGCAGAAGGAGAUCUCCUUGGCCAAGACCAAUCACAGCAUCACUGACCUGUUCUGGACGCCCAUCCUGUGCCUUGUGACCUUCUGUCUUGCCCCAGCCUGGUACCCCAGCACACCACCUGCUCACACCCCAGACGGGGGGCAUGAACGAAGCCUCCAGUGGGCUCACCUGAAAACAAGGCUAAGGGCACCUGCAGGAGGCCACCUCCCCUCUCCCGGGCCGGCCCAGCCCAGCCCCAGUCCCAGAACCCCCUGCGUCCUGCCUCACACCCAGGUCCAGACUACCAGAUUUUCCACCAAUUUUGCCUACUAUAAUUUGGCUAUGAGUGUGGAAGAAUUUGGAGUCAACAUCAAUUUCCUCCAGCCCAUCUUUGGUGAGGUGGAUAUCCAGGCCAAGUUCACUACCAUCUGGACUGGCGCAUUACCCAGGCCGCUGCUCUACUCGUGGCAGGAGGGUCCAUCCUGGCUCUCAUCUUUGUGCCCUUGGACAAACAGGUAUGGGCAUAAGCACUGCGUGGACCCGCGUGGGAGCCUGACAGACCCGCUGGUGAAGAUCACAGGCAAGUGGCAGCCCCGCGUCCCCAACACCAUCUUUGGGACCAUCGCCCUCUUGGGAGGAAGUGCCACCCUCUUCCUGCCUGAGACCCUCAAUCAGCCAACGCCAGAGACUAUAGAGGACAUGGAAACCUGGUCCCUGUGGGCAAAGGAGCUGAAGGAAGAACCAGAAGCAGGAGAAACAUCCCGUAGGACCAGGCGUGGGCCCCAGCCGAGGACAGCAGAGCCCCAUUUUCCCACCCUCCAGAGGUCAGUCCUGGCCAGGUCCCUGCUUGCCUGCCUCUGGGCUCCUCAGACCCCUUAGGAGGUCCUGGGAAGGUCCUUACCCCCCAAAAUCUUCGGAGUGCUUGCUAAAGGCAUCUCCAUGCCGACCAGAGCCCCCAGUCCUGGCCAGUUCAAAGGUUCAGCCUUCACCCACACCCCUCCCCUUGCCCACAUCCGCCCUGUAGCCCAGGCCCAGCCAUUCUUCUGUCCAGCCCUUCCCCACUGGCCACUGCCCCCCAUUGUUCCAGCCCAGUUCCCCUAAGGUCCCCUGGGAUCAAUCCUAACAAAGACAGCCUCCACUUUUGCUCCCCAGCCCUCUCUUCAAUGGGAGGCCUCAAUGAGCACAACAGAGAGCUCAGGCCCUGCUGCUCGGCAUAGGGGUGGGGAAGGGGGAGGCCCCCGGGCGGACACGUGAGCUGCACAUCCAUCUGUCCACACGUGCAUGUACGUGCGGGUACAGGCGCAUGCAGACAAGGCUGAUGUGAACAUGAGCAGGCCGAGGUGUGUGUACACCAAGCCUGUAACAGUCCGCUUGGGCCGCUAGAACAACAUGCCACAGACUAGAUCACUUAGUCAACGACUCGCUCCUCACAGUUCUGGAGGCUAGGAAAUCCUAGAUGCCGGCCACCUCAGUGCUUGCUGGGGGCCCCGUCCUGGUUGCAGACAGCUGCCUUCUCCCUGCGUGUGCCCUCACAUGGCAGAGGGAGACAUGGUAUCUCCUUGUAAGGGCGCUGAUCCCAGCAUGAGGGCCCACCCUCACGACCUCCUCUGACCCUGAUCACCCCCCAAAUGCCCCAUCUUUAAAUGCCGUCACACUGGAAGUUAGGGCUUCCACAUAUGAAUUUGGGCAAGGGCACAAUGCAAACCAUAGCAAGUCCUGUGCUAGGACAUACCACAUACAUAUCUACAUGUCCAGCGUGUUUGUGAACAGAUGACAGAACAAACCCAGGGUGGCUACAGACAGAAGCUGGGUUUCCCCAGCCCUGAUCCCCCUCCUCCCUUGCCUCAGUCUUUGAUCUUGUGUCUAGUAUUUUCACUGUAAGCAUUUUCACCACAAACAUUUUUACCGCAUAAUUAAUUGGCUGUAAGGCAAUUUUGCUGUAAAAGAUAAAAUAGUUGGUUAUCAGUUUGGUUUCAUUUCUCCAUUGGCAGAGUUCACAUUCUUACAUAAAUCAUAGCUGGCCCUCAUAAUGGUCUGUACCGUGAGAAGUCUCAAAAUAGUGGGUGAUAACAACUCUUUAUGGCAACUUGAUAGCAAAUACAGUGAUAAAAUUUACUGGAAGUGUGAAAUGAAAGAGUACAGAGUCAGAUUGCACACUAUAUUGAACCAGAAAAUGAUUACAUAUCAGAUACAACAAUAGCAAAGCUCAGUUAGAAAGGCCUUGCAGCGUUAGCAUUUCUUCCACAUUUCCGUAGAACUUUGGACUGUCUAUCAACAGACAUGUGAUCAUAUGCCAAGAAUGAACAACGUGUAGCAGGAGGCUUUCACAAUGCACCACAAAGCUCAGUUACAAAUAGGCAUCCUAGUAUCUGGAACACUCUGAAGGAAGGAAGAAACUAAUAAUUAGCUUUAUUGAUUUUUCUCAUGUUUCAUUAUGUCCUUUUUAA